CCCGGCCCUGGCCCAGCCCUUAUCUGAUCCCAGCUUCAGGUUUAAGAGUCCUGGUCCCGACAUCGCUCCGCUCCUCCCUCCUGCCUGCCUCGUCCGUCAGUUCGUUCCGCUGCCCACCUAGGGGCCACUACUUCCCGGACCCAAGAUGACAUCGGUCGCCAAGGUGUACUAUAGCCAGACGACUCAGACAGAAAGCCGGCCCCUGGUGGGCCCGGGCCUGCCGCGGCGGCGAGUGCUGACCAAAGACGGCCGCAGCAACGUGAGGAUGGAGCACAUUGCCGACAAGCGCUUCCUGUACCUCAAGGACCUGUGGACGACCUUCAUCGACAUGCAGUGGCGCUACAAGCUUCUGCUCUUCUCUGCCACCUUUGCAGGCACCUGGUUCCUCUUCGGCGUGGUGUGGUACCUGGUGGCUGUGGCGCACGGGGACCUGCUGGAGCUGGGCCCCCCGGCCAAUCACACGCCCUGUGUGGUGCAGGUGCACACGCUCACCGGGGCCUUCCUCUUCUCCCUCGAGUCCCAGACCACCAUUGGUUACGGCUUCCGUUACAUCAGCGAGGAGUGCCCCCUGGCCAUUGUGCUUCUAAUCGCCCAGCUGGUGCUCACCACCAUCCUGGAGAUCUUCAUCACGGGCACCUUCCUGGCCAAGAUUGCCCGGCCCAAGAAGCGGGCGGAGACCAUCCGCUUCAGCCAGCAUGCGGUGGUGGCCGCCCACAACGGGAAGCCCUGCCUGAUGAUCCGAGUGGCCAACAUGCGCAAGAGCCUCCUCAUUGGCUGCCAGGUGACGGGCAAGCUGCUUCAGACCCACCAGACCAAGGAAGGCGAGAACAUCCGGCUCAACCAGGUCAAUGUGGCCUUCCAAGUGGACACGGCCUCUGACAGUCCCUUCCUCAUCCUACCUCUCACCUUCUACCACGUGGUGGAUGACACCAGUCCCUUGAAAGAUCUUCCCCUCCGCAGCGGGGAGGGGGACUUCGAGCUGGUGCUGAUCCUAAGCGGGACAGUGGAAUCCACCAGUGCCACCUGCCAGGUGCGCACUUCCUACCUGCCGGAAGAGAUCCUUUGGGGCUACGAGUUCACGCCCGCCAUCUCACUGUCGGCCAGUGGCAAGUACAUAGCUGACUUUAGCCUUUUUGACCAGGUUGUGAAGGUGGCCCCUCCAAGUGGCCUCCGUGACAGCACCGUACGCUAUGGAGACCCUGAAAAGCUCAAGUUGGAGGAGUCACUGAGGGAGCAAGCGGAGAAGGAGGGCAGUGCCCUUAGCGUGCGUAUCAGCAACGUCUGACGCUGGGUUCCCCACCUCCCGUCCCUCUGGGCUCUUGCUUUUGGCCCCCUGGGUGGGGGACGCCACCCAGGCUCACUGGAGGGCCCCAGAAGCACCUUCUCCACUCCCUCUCCCUUACCCAGUGGCCAGCAGGUAGUCGAGGCCAAUUGGAAUCCAAGUUCCCUCCCCCUGUACCCUUUCACCACUUCCACCCCAUAUACACACACCUCCCUUAGGCCAGGAUGGGGGAAGAGAGGGAAGAUUAGGCUGCAGUGGCCCACCAGGCCUCAGCCAUGCUUGGAGACGUACAUUAGGAGGACCACGCCGUUGGACAGAUAGCCUCCCCCCACUGCCCGCGACUGCCAGGAAGUUCCGUGACUUGAAGCUGGAGCCCCCCGUCUCUAACUCCCCAGCUAGCAAGUUCUCUAAGGCGAGACCCUCUCUGGUGGGCCCCUUGAGGUCUGUGCCCUCAGAAAUAUAGGAAUCUGGAAUCAAGUAAUCCAAUUUAUCCUACCAGUCCUUGGUGAUAGCAGUUUUUCCUGGUGUCGCUUGUUUUUGUCGGCAUCAGGAACCUGGGGCUGUGACCUAAGACCAGGGUCAGCAGGAUUGUCCUUUUCUGCAUUCCCAAGUGGACCCUCUCCUGGGACAUUCACUCUGGGGGCACUCCUGGAAAUAAAAAUCACAGCCCCACACAGCACCCUUCCUGGGCUCCGAACUCUGCCGUGGAGAGUGAUGCCCCAUGCCCUGCCUGUCUUCCAGGCAGCCCUGGGAGGCUUGGUUUCCCGUGUCCUGGGAAUGGGAGUGACCCUUGUGAGUAUGUUCCCCUGAAGCAGUUCAGUGCCCCGGCCCAUGGAAAGAUCUGAAACUGAUGCUCCACUGUGCUUAGUUUCUCUCCUCCGUUCCUGCCCAACCCCAGCCCUCUCUUCCCUUAACUCCAACCCUUUGCAAGGAUCUCCCUCCCUUAACACUGAGGCACAACUAAGAUGAGACUCACAGGCAGGGCACGGAUUCACCAGGACAAGUGUGCAUGCCCCACCGAGUGGGAUGAGUGGAUUUUCGGAUUCCCAGACUGCGUUCCAGAGCCUCUGGGAAUCAGGGCUGCUUUGUUCAGGUUUGGGCAGACAGAGCUCUGGCUGGCAGACACUAAUCUCCCUGCUGCUCCUCCCAGCACCUCCGCAUUGUGCCAAGCCGCUGCAUCGGGCAAUGAUGGGAGGAAUGGGACCCCCCGAUCCAUGGCUAGUGUCCCUCAGCAGCUCCUGACACAGGGAUAAAUGACUGUCAGCCUCAUGCUCCUCUUCUGCCAUUUCAGGCAAGUUAGAAGGCGCCAUUUAGGAUUCGACUUGAGUUGUUUCUUGCUCCCUGGAGAGACUAUCAUAGGGAAAGGAAGGGCAUACAGGCACUAGAACUUUCUCUAAAGCCCUAAAUCGCAACAGAGAUUUUUCGUCUCAUCUAGUCACCAGGGAGCUCCUGGCAUCCCUCAAAAUCACAUAGAGUGGUAUGAAUCCCGUGGCAGUUUAUUGAGGGGGACUGGGUCACCUGUUAGAAGUUCCACACUUGGAAUAUGCACACAUGUCUGUGUGCAGGGCCUUGCAGAGAAACUGACAGGAGUAGGGGUCUGGACCCAAGGUCACCCCUUACGACGGCUGCACAAGCUCCUUGAGCUCAACUCACUGCACCUUGAAAAUGAAGACGCUUCAUUCUCCGCUUCUUGUAACCCCCAUCAUUACUCCAUGGCUCUCAAGAAAACCGGAACCAGAAACACUUUGAAAACCCAAAAUAGAACAGAGGGCAGAGCCAGACCCUGGGCCCUCCAUUGGUUCCACGUUACACUUUCUUGAUUUCUUCCCAUGCGUGAGGGCAAAGGUACUGUGGAGUGUGUUUAUGUGUAUGCGAUGUGUCUUAUCUAUCCAGUUUCUCUGCACACAGGGGCGCCCCUCCCAAGGAGUCACUCCCCUCCGGCCCUCUGCUGUCUAUUCUCAGCCCCCAGACUCAGACUGUUGGAUAACAGAAUGAGAAUAUUUUCUGACUUAUCCUUUCGAUUUUCCUCCAGAACCCCAGACUUCGCUCUAAAUUGCACUUUAAAUCACACAGUCUUUUAAAUAUUCUCCCAGGAGCCCUCCCCGAGGACAAUGCCCCCCACCCUCAACCCUACGGGCUCUUCAGCCUACGGCCCCAUCUCCUCUGAGCAAUCAGAUGAGCAUGAGAAGCAGCUGGGUCUGAGGAGCAGCGGACACCUGGCCACAACCAAGAUACAGAAUGCCAGGAGGGCACUGGGCACAGGGGCAGGGGGCACUUCAGAUGAGGGCAGAACAACCGAGGGGGAGGAUACUCAGGGUGUGACGACGAGACAGGCCGUGCUGAAGGACUGGGUGGAACUGAUGAAAGCCUGGGUGUUUCUUGGGUUGGCAGACAAGAGGUAGGUGGUGGCUCGGGGAUUUGGAUGUGAUACAGAUGAAUUGUUUUAUCUAAGGAGGAGAAAGAAACAGAGAUAAUAUAUAUGUACGUGUAGAUAUAUCUAUAAUGUAUAUAACCAAACAUAUUGACUGUACAGUGGAAGAAGUCUGAGACCCCAGCAACGGAGGCAGGUGUUUCGGUCUGGUUCUAAGGUUGGACUCGCCAGACUCUCAGCCAUGCAGCCAGUGGUCCUGGGCCCACUGUGGGUGUGAGAGGCCUGAGCAAGACCUCCAGGUUUGAUGAUGGGAAGGGUGUGGUGGUGGUGGAAGCUGCUUUUCAGAAAUAAAGAGGCAUUCACGAGGCUUCUGCCAACAGACAAGGAAGCAGGGAGACUGGAGAGAUGUGAGAGGGGAGAAACGCCACCCACAAGUGCUAGAACCUCUAGAACCUUAUUCUCCUGCUCCCGUCCCCAGCAGUGUCCUGUCACUAUAGCACUUUUUGUUUUAAAAUAAAGCACUCUUCUGCUUCCUUUUCUUGAAGUCCAUGAUAUUUGCCCUGUUUCAACAGGGACUGCACGCCAUCUCCUAGAGGUGACGGCUGUUUAACUAAGCAGCUGAGACUCUCCUCUUUGGGUGGCACUGAGGGGAAGCCCCAACCCUAGAAUCCAGACACUAGGAUUAAAGAGCUGUUGGGCCUAAGAUGCUUCCAAGGCAGAGGCCCAGCCUUCUGUGUGUGGCAAGUAGCCGGAAGAGAAUGCCUCCAGGUUGAAAUGUGGAUCCUGGCCUUUGAGCAGGGGAGGGUGUGGUGUACUUCAAUUUUGACAGCACUAGGAAAAUGAGGAGUGGAGGCUUGGUGCCUUGGGGUAAGGGGCCUCCUCUGGGCUUCACUCAUUAUAUUGCCUCUGUCUGCUAAUAAGACCAUCCAGAGGUUUCCCUCUGAGGCCUCUCCAAGCCAGGGGCAUACCCCUCCCCAAGGCCACCCUGCUGGUCCUUUACCCCUCGAGCUAAUCUAGUUCAUGUGUAAAAUAACCCACUCCCUUUGCUGUGAAGUUAGCAUGGGCCUCAGGCUCAAUAAUGGCCAAGUCUGUGGAAGCAGAAGUAUCUAGGGAUGGCUUUUCCAUUCGUUGCAUUAAAGACUAAAACAGGUCGAAUUUAUCUAGGAAUAAAAAAGGCACGUGAGAUGUUUUGGUUUAUUUUAUUUUUGUCUGUUCAGAACAAGCUACUAAAUAAAAUG
Condylura cristata (star-nosed mole) is the source of this 4891-nucleotide messenger RNA. RefSeq names its product potassium channel, inwardly rectifying subfamily J, member 10 (gene KCNJ10). NCBI's taxonomy places the organism in Eukaryota, Metazoa, Chordata, Mammalia, Eulipotyphla, Talpidae. The record is from RefSeq and is a predicted model, not a curated record. The coding region runs from base 146 to 1285 and encodes 379 amino acids. Gene Ontology annotation, cellular component: plasma membrane. Gene Ontology annotation, molecular function: inward rectifier potassium channel activity. Gene Ontology annotation, biological process: potassium ion import across plasma membrane; regulation of monoatomic ion transmembrane transport. The transcript is spliced from 2 exons.